Molecule: messenger RNA, 8586 nt
Organism: Nothobranchius furzeri (turquoise killifish)
Lineage: Eukaryota; Metazoa; Chordata; Actinopteri; Cyprinodontiformes; Nothobranchiidae
Gene: dlg5a
Product: discs, large homolog 5a (Drosophila)
Biological process (GO): negative regulation of hippo signaling; regulation of apoptotic process
Cellular component (GO): plasma membrane
Molecular function (GO): protein binding
Source: RefSeq, a predicted model, not a curated record
GACAUGGCGGAGGGUACAGUGUAACUGAGGCUCAGCGGCGGAGUUACGGGAGUUUUUCCAGCAGUUGACUCGGCAAAGGGCGCAUAAAAUGAUACAAGGAGGAGAGGAAAUGUUCUCAGCGACAGCGUACUCCGAGGGGAAGCAGAAAACAAGCUGAACUGCUACACGUUAGUAAGAUGGGAAAAUGCAUCGCUGUUUAGUGCAGUCAACAGCCUUGGGCAACAAAUAUGGCUUCUUGUGCCUUUUUCAAUAUGCUAUUAAAAAGGAUCUCCCAUGCAACUUAAUGCCGUGGUGGCUCUGGCGAACUUCUGCAAGCCGCGGUAAGUUCACUUCAAUCAUCGCUCGUUACUUUUGAUCGGUAGGGAUCUUCCAUCCACUUGAGCCGUCUGGGUUAGCUGGGAAAGCUACGGAACUACAGCGGAGAGCAAUGGAGCCAAAGCACAAAGAGUUGCUAGACCAGUACCACCAGAACUUAUUGGAGUCCAUAACAGAUGCCGACCGAGUCAUCGAGUUGCUGGUAGUCUCUGGUACCUUAAGCCAACUCGACAAGUUCGAGCUGGAGCAGAACUGCUCAUCUAGCGCCGAGAAAGUCGACCACCUUUUGAAGAUGCUGAUGAACAAGGAGAGCGACCAUUUCCUCGACCUGUGUGUGGCCCUGGAGAAGGCGUACCCUGACCUGUACGCUGCCCUGUUCGGUAACAACGGGGGACCAGUGGACCACUCCACCGGUUCCACAUACAGCGUUCUGUCCACCAUGCCAUCUGACUCGGAAAGCAGCAGCUCUCUCAGCAGUGUUGGUUCGCCUGUUAAUGGAGAAGCAUCUUCCCCUCCCCCAGCCAUUAAUGACAACCGGCACACCAGUGACAACCUGGACACCAUCUUAUUGCAGCUCCGCCAGGUGACCAGGGAGCGGGAUGAGCUCCGCAAGCGUCUGGCCUUGGCAUCGCCUGGGACCACCUUCGAUGACUGCAGGCCAAAUCCCAAAGCCAGCCAUGACUAUGAGCGUCUGAAAACUCAGUGCAUGAGGGCCAUGGCAGAUCUGCAGUGUCUCCAGAACCAACACACCAAAACACUAAAGCGCUGUGAGGAGGCUGUGAAGGAGGCUGACUUCUACCACAUGCUGCACAGCCGCGCCUUGGGCGACCAGGGCCAGAUGAAGGAAGAGAUGGAAACACUCAGGAGGGACAGCGCCCAACUCGUCCGAGAGCACAACCACCUGAAGCAGAAUUGUGAGGAGCUCAAGCGACUGCACAGUCAAGACCAAAAAGAGUUGUCAGACCUUCGACUUCAGCAACAGCAGGUAAUGAGAGAAAAAGGCUCAUCAGAGGUGUUAAAUAAGCUAUAUGAAACAACGAUGGACAAGCUGGAGGGUGUGAAGAAGGACUACGAUGCCCUGAGCAAGCGCUACAGUGAGAAGGUGGCCAGUCAUAACACAGACCUGAGCCGCCUGGAGCAGGCAGAGGAGGAGAACCGGAGGCUGCAGAAGCAGAUGGAUGCUGUACUGAAACAGAGAGACUCAGCCAUGCAUUACCAGCAGCAGUACUCUACCUCUGUGAGGAGGUUUGACUCGGUGCAGCAGGAGCUGAACAAGUCCUCGGCUCAGAACAAGGAGCUACAGAGAGAAAUGGAGCGACUGCAGGCGGAGGUGAGGCGCUACAAGAACCUGCAGCUGAAGACAGCGAAGGAUUGCGAGAAGUUCAAGGAGGAGAGGGACUCCGUGUUCAACGAGUAUCGUCUCAUCAUGAGCGAGAGGGACCAGGUGAUCAAGGAGCUGGACAAGUUGCAGACUGAACUGGAGGCAGCAGAAGCCCGACUGAAGAACACGUCAUCAGAGAGGGUUGUAGCCAGUGAGGAGCUGGAGGCACUCAGACAGGAGCUGAACUCGUCCCUGGUGGACCGCGACAGGGCCAUCUGUGAGAGGAACGAGCUACUGGAGAAGUACUGCCACGAAGUGAAGGACAAAGCAGAAGCCCAGAAGGAGCUGAGCCAGGCCUGCAAAGACAUCGAGAUGGUCCGGGAGGAGAGAGACGUGGCCCGAAAGGAGAGGACGGAGGCCAUCGUUCAAAGGGAUCAGCUCCUCCGAGAAUACUAUCAGGCCAGACAAAAACAAGACUCCGCUACCCUGGACAUGGAGCGAGCCAAUAAGGAGAUCGAGGUGCUAAGGAAGCAGUACGAGGCCAUGUCCCAGGAACUGAAGGAGGCCACACAGGAAGCUGAGGUGGCCAAAUGUCGAAGGGACUGGGCCUUCCAAGAGAGGGACAAAAUAGUAGCAGAGAGGGAGAGCAUAAGGACUCUGUGCGACAACUUACGGCGAGAAAGGGACCGGGCAGUCAGCGACCUGGCUGACGCGCUGCGUAACUUGGACGACAUGAGGAAACAGAAGAACGACACACUGCGAGAGCUGAAAGAGCUAAAGGAAAAGAUUGAGAGCCAGCUGGAGAAGGAGGCCCGGUUCUGUCAGUUAAUGGCUCACAGUUCUCAUGACUCUGCCAUCGACACCGACUCCCUGGAGUGGGAGACGGAGGUGGUGGAGUUUGAGAAGGACCGGGAUGACAUGGAUUUGAAAGCGCUUGGGUUUGACAUUGCUGAGGGGGUAAAUGAUCCAUAUUUACCUGGAGAUUGUGGGAUAUUUGUUACAAGGGUGGAUAAAGGAAGUAUUGCAGAUGGAAGGUUAAGAGUGAAUGAUUGGUUAUUGAAGAUUAAUGAUGUGGACUUGACCAACAAGGACAGGAAGCAGGUGGUGAAGGCUGUCCUCAAUGGAGGAGGAUUGAUCAACAUGGUGGUACGAAGGAGGAAAUCUCUGGGUGGGAGGAUGGCCACUCCUGUUCACAUCAACCUGACGGGCCAUAAAGAUUGUGGUAUUGGUCUGGAAAGUGGGCUGUUUGUCACUGCCAUUGUCCAGGGGAGUCCUGCAGCCAGGGAGGGCUCUCUCACAGUUGGAGACAGACUGAUUGCGAUCAAUGGAAUUGCUCUUGAUAAUAAGUCUGUGACCGAGUGUGAAGCUUUGUUGAGGAGCUGCAGGGACUCUCUCAGCCUUUCUCUCAUGAAGUUUUUCCCUCACAGCACAUCAGGUCAGAACAUUUUUGAGGGUCUGCGUGAGUCAUCUGAGAAGUCCAAUGGGCGAGUUCACCUGUCGGAGAUCCACUCCAGGAAUGGCCGCAACCUCAAACACAACAGCUCGACGCAGACUGACAUCUUCUGCCCUGACGUCGCAAGUGCUAGUUCAAGUAGCGUCUCUGGGGAAAGGAGGAAGGUCAGAGGUGAAUUUGAUGAGAUGUGCGGCAACGUGAGCAAGCCGUUCUCCACAGGUUCCCUCCAUGCCACUAGCCUCUGGCCAGUAACAGAUUUAGGAACUGGCCGUUACGGGCCCAGUGCUUUCCAAGAGUGCUGCUCUUAUGCAAAAGGGCCUUCCUCCUUACCCUUUGAGCCCGUCUCCCGCUCAGACUGCAUCAGUAUGGAAACGACCCUGGAGAAGAAGCACAGUGGGGGCACCUGGCCCAAGAUGAUGGUAGGAGGUAUGUCGGUCGCACCAGACGGUUCCAGUCCAGUCCCAGCAGGUACCCCACUCUCCAUCUUUAAAUCACCCAAGCAGAGAAAGUCCAUCUUUGACCCGGACACUUUCAAAUGCCCCGAAACUCCCUCCUCCAAAAUGGAGUACAUGGCAGCCAAUCAGAUAGCAGCAGUAGCUGCUGCAGCAGCUUGUCACUCGCCGCAGCCUUCAAAGACAGAGUCCCUCUCCUCCUCCUCCUCAACCCCCACCCCAACACCUCCAACUCCUCCCACCCGCAGUGACUCCUUUAAGUUCAAACACAAACAUCAAAGCAGCUCCACCUCUGACUGCACCAUCACUUCAGAUGGCAAAGGAGAGGCUGCCGUCUCCAAGGCAGCAGGAGAGACCAGAGACAGAAGCGAACGAGAAAGAGACCGGAAUGGAAACCACUAUUUCCUGGAAGGAAAGGUCCUGACCUCUAGAAAGUCAUGCGACGAGGACAUCGGCCGCACCAGAGGGGAGGAGUCAGAGGUGAAGAGACCUCGUCCCAAAUCUGCUCCUGCUCUUCGACGUAGGAUGACCCCACAGACCAUCACGCUUCCCUCCUUCCAAAGCUACUCCAACGAUGAGCAUUCUCCAGAGCCCAGGGACAUGCUGCGUUCUUCUCCCAGCCGUUCUCAUAGACACAGCGUUGGCUUCGUCCCUACGGUCUAUAACGGCACCCUACCUCCAAAUUCAGCCCACCGUGGGCUGUCUCCUUGCCCUGCGGUGACGGCUGUGAUGAGGAACCCUGUGUAUACUGUGCGCAGCCACCGCGUUCACACUACAAACUGUCCAUCUGUUGCAUCUCAGAUCUGUCAUCAGCACACCCACACCAGCCCACAACACCAGGGUCAUCUGAGCCUGGAUCUGAGCCAGCAGAAACGUGCAAAUGACUACCCAGAGUCCUCCUCGUCACGCAGCAGCAGAGCUUCACACGGUACAAACUCACUGCCCUCCAGCGCAUGGCUCGGGUCUUCCAGUAAUGUCCAGUACCGCACAGAGAGGAUCAAAAUUCCCUCCACUCCUCGUUACCCCCGAUCCAUGCUGGGUUCGGAUAGAGGUUCCCUCUCACACUCCGAGUGUAGCAGCCCCAGCCUCAUCACGCCGCCACAGUCGCCGCUUAAUCUGGAGACUUCCUCGUUUGCCAGCAGCCAAUCACAAGGCUCCAUUUCCACUCUGCCCCGGAUCUCAGUCAGUCCUGUGCAAAUAGGGGAGCGCAGGAAAGAUAGACCAUACUUGGAGGAACCACGCAAUGUUAUUGUGCACAAAGGUGCAGAGCCCCUGGGCAUCUCCAUCGUCAGCGGGGAGAAUGGAGGCAUCUUUGUCUCUAAAGUUACUGGAGGUAGCAUCGCCCACCAGGCUGGCUUGGAGUAUGGAGACCAAUUACUGGAGUACAAUGGUAUUAACCUGCGAAAUGCCACGGAGCAGCAGGCUCGUCUCAUCAUCGGCCAGCAGUGUGACACCAUCACCAUCAUGGCCCAGUAUAACCCUCACAUGUACCAGCUGGGGAACCACUCUCGCUCCAGUUCUCGUCUCGAGCCUGUCAGCGCUCAGUCGACUCCACAGGGGAGCGGGGCAGCUACUCCUGACAAUCACUCCAACAUCGAUACGCUCAGCGAACAGGACGAAGGCACUCUCACUCCUUCAUCCAAGCAGACCACACCCACUACCAGCCCUCACAACUUCAUCAGGAUUCCAUCAGAGGGCAGCAGGAAGGUGGGCGAGCCUCGGCUGGUGACGGUGCGUAGACCCGGGGUGGAGGUGGGAGUCACGCUCUGCGGGGGAAACCUGCGGGGCGUCUACAUAGAGAGUCUGGACGAGGACAGUCCUGCCAGAGGUCCGGAUGGGCUCCUAUCUGGAGACCUGAUCCUGGAGUAUAACUCGGUAAAUAUGAAGAAUAAGACAGCAGAAGAGGUGUAUGUUGAGAUGCUGAAACCUGCAGAGACGGUCACUUUAAAGGUGCAGCAUCGGCCCGACGAAUUCAGCACCAUUAAAGAUGUCCCCGGAGACGGCUUUUACAUUAGAGCACUUUACGACAGGGUGGGGGAGGCUGAAGGGGACCUCAGCUUCAAGAAGGAUGACAUCCUUUACGUGGAUGAGUCUUUACCAGAGGGCAGCUUUGGGACCUGGAUGGCCUGGCAGCUAGAUGAGAAUGCACAGCAGAUCCAGAGAGGACAGAUCCCCAGCAAGUACAUGAUGGACCAAGAGUUUUACCGCAGACACAGCGUGACAGAAAUGAAGGAAGAUUCCGGUAAGACGCUCUCUGCGGCGGCCCGCAGAUCCUUUUUCAGGAGGAAACAGAAACACAAACGCAGCAGCUCCAAAGAUAGCAAAGAGAUGGUGGCUCUGGACACCAUCAGCACCGACUCCAUCCCCUUCUUUGAAGACUGCGUGAGCCUGGCCUAUCAGCGAGUCCAGAAGGUGGAGUGCACAUCUCCUCGACCGGUGCUCGUACUCGGGCCUCUGACUGACCCGGUGAAAGAGCGGCUGAUUAAAGAAUCUCCUGGGAAAUUCUGCAGAUGUGUGCUGGAGGUGAUGAAGGCCUCCCAGCAAGCCAUCGAGCGUGGCGUCAAAGAUUGCCUCUUUAUCGACUACAAGCGCAGGAGUGGACACUUUGAUGUGACCACCGUAGCUUCAAUAAAGGAAAUAACAGAUAAGGGUUGCCACUGUUUGCUUGACAUCGCCCCACACGCCAUUGAAAGGCUCCACAGCGUUCACAUUUACCCCAUUGUUGUCUUCAUCCGCUACAAAAAUGCCAAGCAGAUUAAAGAACAGAAGGAUCCAGUCUAUCUGCGGGACAAAGUCUCUCAAAAACAUUCCAAGGAGCAAUUUGAAAGUGCGCAGAAGAUCGAGCAAGAGUACAGCAAGUUUUUCACAGGUAUUGUCCAAGGUGGCACCCUCCCUUACAUUUGCACUCAGAUCAUCACUAUAGUUGAUCAGGAACAAAGUAAAGUCCUGUGGACUCCACUCGGCUGCCCCUAGAGGACACCAGCAGCCACUGCAACAAGCUCUCGUCUCCAUUCCCCAAACACCGAUUAACUCUCACUCUGCACCAAUAGGUACACCACAAUGAGCUAGUUGUGUAAAUUAUUGAUUUUUUUAUUUUUUAUUUUGUCCUCAUGAUUUGUAAUCUGUUUCCUUUAUUCCUCGUGUAUCUGGAGCAGGUUGGUAGCAUUUGGAUAUUAAGUUGUUGGUCUUCCCUGAGAUGGUGUCUUUGUAAUGCUGCAUUGUAAGAGUCCGUUUGCAGACACAGGAGCUGUCUGAUUAUUGGUGUUCAGUGUUUGCUGGAAUAUGUGUGCGACCCCCUAUGAACAUUAACCUCAACACUAAUGAAGUUCAACCAACCAAAUUACAUUUGUGGAUUCCCUACAAUUAUGCACCCAUUUACCGAUGACUGACAACUAUAUAUAUAUAUAUAUAUUUUUAAUGUGUGUGUGUGUGAAAGUGUGAACAAAACCUCGAGACUGUUGUUCACAAUUGUAAAAGACAAUUUCAGCGGAGGUGGUGGUUGGCAUGGAUGCACCCAGACCGCCAUCAGACAUCAACGGUUCAUCACAGAAGUGCAAAAGCAUCAAAACCUCUUCAAGUAUGUAGCUGUGGACUCCAUGAAGCUGCCUGCCACCAAGUCACCGAUGUUUGCUCUAUGCAUCAUUUCUGUAGUAGCUGGACGUGUGGACAGUUUCUAGGCCUUUCAGAAGUGCCUUUAAAAAAAGAAACCUGAUCUGAAAUCAGCCCUCAGUCAUUCAAGCAGUUUUGUUUUUAAAUGUUCUCUUCAGUCCACCAUCACUCAUUGAGGCCAACAUGAUUGAGGGGCUGAUCUGAGACCAGUUAUUCUUAGAGCGUGGAACAAAAGUUGAGGUAUUGAAGGUAGGCCGAAGCGGUGGCCAGUGAGCUAACUCAGAAUGCACUCCAGGCUAAGACAGACCACUGUGUAACUAUCCUGCUCUUCAGCAUAUAUUUAACAGCAUAGAGUAUACUAUGUAUGGUAUGCAGAGAAACCUGUAAAAAUAAAAAACAAAAAAAACGUAUAUCUAUAUAAGUAUAUAUUACAUGUAUUUUUACUAGGUUGUAUGUCCCAGAUUGUUCAGCAGUCAUGUCUUAACAGGUAUUAGCAUUAUUUUUUAAUUACUGGUUGUAAGUCACAUAUUGAUGUUUUCAUUAAGACCUAAUGAAGCAACGUUUGCAGGGUAAUUACCUUUAAGAGUUUUCCUCUGGUCCGUUUAAAUGUUACUGACUUUUUAUUGUUGUUUGUAAUUUUUGGUUUUUAUUCAGAAGGCAAAAAAAACCCCAUCCUUUCUAUUAUUGUGCCAAAAUCCACUAAAACGACUUCCUUCCUUUAAUUCCUUUUUUGCACUUGUUCAUCUGUAAACCUUAAACAUGUUUCCAGCAUCCUGCUAACAGGUACUACGAUUUCUAUAACUAAUUCAUGUUGUGUUUCAUGUCCGUUCCUUACAUUUCAUUGAUGGCCUUUUAUCAAAAUUAGAAAAGAAGAUAACUUUGUAUUUGAGUUCUCAAAAAGGGAUUUGUUCUUGCACAUUUUUUUUCCAAAUAAAAAUUUUUUCACACGUUUGACGAUCGACCUUAAAGAAUAAGCGGAAGUGACGUGUACCGUUACUAUUUUAGUUGGAAUCCGUUACAUUGAGGUGCAACGUGAAAUAGUUUAUUCUAGAGAAAGGGUCCAUAAGGAGUCUAGAUGAAAGGUACUGAUUGGACCUUUUCUUUCACUUAACAAAAAAAAAAGAUUUGUAUGUUGAAACAUUAACAUGAGAAUAAAACUCAUUUUUUGGCAUCGCAACACAGACUCUGGAUCUUCCUAAUUAAAGUAAAAACAAGUAUGGAUUUUCUCACGCUUAGCUGGCGAGGACCACCUGAGAAGAACUAUAACAACUGUUUUCAUUCUGCUAAAAUGUUUCCAUCCUUGAGAGUUGUUGGACAUACGUUCAUCCUUAUUGUCGAAGGUAGCGGAGAAAAGAGGCUGAUAAAAUGCCAUCAAUUACUGAAAUGAGAUAAGGUGUGAUGCCUGAACUUCAGAUGAAUAAAAACAGCUGAGGAGA